This is a messenger RNA of Papaver somniferum (opium poppy), 663 nucleotides long. RefSeq lists its product as uncharacterized. Bases 1 to 663 code for a protein of 220 amino acids. NCBI's taxonomy places the organism in Eukaryota, Viridiplantae, Streptophyta, Magnoliopsida, Ranunculales, Papaveraceae. The record is from RefSeq and is a predicted model, not a curated record. The transcript has 3 exons.
AUGGGUCUAAGCCCACCACCAGGUUUCUGCAAUGGUGUAAGGGGAGCACUAGCAAUGUAUUCACCUAGAAUGAUAUCUCAUAAUGAUAAACUGCUUCUCAGUGGUAUUAUAUCCUCUCUAUCACAGAGUGUACACACUCAGAUGCUUGGAGUAACGAUCUCUCGAAAGGCAUGGCAAAGACUAGAAAGAAUAUUUGCUUCCAACUCUCAAGCUCAUAUGAUGCAGCUCCAGCUGCAGUUGGUGAACACCAAGAAGGGUGCAUUGAGUAUCCUUGAUUAUCUUACAAAAAUGAUUUUUAUGCUGACAGUUGUUAUUUCUCGGCCAAUUUCUGAUUCACAGCUUGUUUUGUAUGUUCUCAAUGGACUUGGCCCUGAAUACGGUCCAUUUGUUACGGCUAUGACCAAUAGGAAACCAUUUUCCGCUUCUCAUGCUCAGAAUUGCAACCAACAACCAAUGCCUAAUCGUGGAGGAAGCAACAAUACUCAUGGUCGUGGUCGUGGACGCGGCCGUGGUGGGAACAAUAACCAUCCUGGGUAUCGCUAUCAACCUUCACCCGCUUCCAUAUGUCAGAUCUGCAACAGAUAUGGGCAUACUGCACUUAAUUACUAUAACCAUUUUAAUGAAGGAGGAAACCGUUCUGACUCAGCUGCUGCAAAAUGUUGA